UCUUGGACAAGAUGCAUCAUUAGUCAUGUGAUGAUUAAAUCCAACAGAGUUGUUUGGUAACUUUCCAUGCAUAAUCAACCAAACAAAAAAUCUGAUAUUUUCAGCAACCUGUAACUUCCAAAUCCACAACCAAUUGGAAUCAUUAAGGCACCAAUUGUCAUCUAUGUUCAACAACCACCUGUAAGCACUUUUGGUUGAGUAAGUACCUGAAAUAUCAGGUUCCCAAAUAAGGAGGUCAGCAGAAGUAUUAUUCAAAAUAAUGCUUUGCAUUUCAAAUCUUAUGUCUGAAGGGAUUUGAGUAGCUAAAAGAUUGAAAUUCCAAGUGCCAGAUUGAACCACAUCACAAAUCUGGAGAUUAGUAUCACUUAUAUGUACAAAGGGAAGUCUAUUACAUAACUUACCUUUAUGCGUGCAGCCACUUCUCAUACCACAAUGAUACGUUACCACAACCAACUUUAGUAAUAAACCUGCUGUUGAGAAUCAUAGCCUCCUUCUUUAUAGAUUUCCAAGUGAAAGAUGUUGCUUUGUACUCAGUCAUAAAAAACGUGAGAAUUUUGAAGAUAUUUGUCUGAUAGUACCCAAACCCAUUAACUUAUCUGGAUGAUGAAGAAGCUCCUAAACAUGUUUUCCUGACAUAGAAGUAUCGAUGUAGCGGGCCCGUCGUAUCCCAAGGCCUCCUUGAUUCUUAGGUUGAGCAAUAAUGUUCCACUUUACCCAAUGACAACCUUUCAACCCGUCCAUUAAUGUCGACCGUCGAUCAAUUCUGUUGUUUUGUGGAUAAUAUCAUGCUGUCUCCUCUUUCAACCAAACAACCCCUCAAAAAGUUUAGUCUCUUUUUAACAGUAGAAACAGAAUCAUCACUCUUCAACUUCAACGCAUGGGUAGAAGCUGCAACACGGCGUGGCGUUGAAGAACUUCGUAUCUAUCUUUCUAGGCGCACUUUUAAACCGACUAUUUUCAUCUCUCAAACACUUGUUGUUGUCAAACUUCAUAGUUUACGAAUUGGAACUGAUACUUCGUCUGUUCAUCUUCCAUCACUAAAAACCCUACAUUUAAGUUGUGUUAAUUUUACAAAUCAGAAUGAUUUCAUCAACUUUCUUUCUGCUUGUCCUAACGUAGAUGAUUUUAAGGUUGUUGGACCUAUCUUUCAUAUGUUGGUAAAAGCGAGUAGCGGUCCAAUUUUUGCUAAGUUGGUAAAAGCGAGUAUCGGUCCAAUUUAUGCUAAGUUUAUUAAGUUGAUUGAAGCGACAACUGCUGCUAUGUUUAAUGGUAUUCGUAAUGUCCAGUUUCUACGCGUAGGCAUAGUGACAGAGGCCUCUUUCAAAGUCAUUCCGGUGUUUUCAAACUUAAUUCAUAUUGAAAUAGUGUUUUAUUCUCAUCGCCCAUCUCAUUGGGAUGAUGUAGUAGACGUUCUCCAACAUUGUCCCAAGCUUAAAAUUCUUUUUAUUAAGGUUUGUUGUAUAGUACCUUUUAUUUUUGGUUACAUCGGAGCCAAUGGGGUUUGAACUUAUAUGACCUUAGACAUACAGUUCAAACGCCUCACCACUAGACUCAACCUAGUGGCUUUGUAUGUUUUUUUUUUUUUUUAAGCAAGUGGCUUUGUAUGUUGAGUUGUAGUAUCUUUGCUUUUUUGCUGCUUGU
This is a messenger RNA of Trifolium pratense (red clover), 1641 nucleotides long. RefSeq names its product F-box/FBD/LRR-repeat protein At5g56420-like. Bases 744 to 1505 code for a protein of 253 amino acids. The transcript has a single exon. The record is from RefSeq and is a predicted model, not a curated record. Lineage: Eukaryota; Viridiplantae; Streptophyta; Magnoliopsida; Fabales; Fabaceae.